This is a messenger RNA of Cladophialophora yegresii CBS 114405, 3576 nucleotides long. RefSeq lists its product as uncharacterized. Bases 1 to 3576 code for a protein of 1191 amino acids. Gene Ontology annotation, molecular function: protein binding. The record is from RefSeq and is a predicted model, not a curated record. Gene Ontology annotation, cellular component: membrane. The transcript is spliced from 3 exons. Lineage: Eukaryota; Fungi; Ascomycota; Eurotiomycetes; Chaetothyriales; Herpotrichiellaceae.
AUGAGUGCGCCUGGGCAGCAGGGCCGUGGGGCCGAUGAGAUGUUCCUGAACCGAGCGAACGACCGCGAUUCCCCAACCAUUGUCGAGCCGCUGCGCAUCAACAAGAGGACUUCCAGCGGAUCGUCUGGCGUCCCUUCGAUCACAGGAAAGCAGAGUCCUGCUCCACAACAGCCGAUGUACCCCAUGCCCUCUCUGCCGUAUCCAGACGAGCAAUUGCGGCAGCAAGCUCAAGCCCAGGCCGCUGCCUCAGCCCCUCGACCCAAUGGCGCCCCCGCCGCAAACCCGUACCCAUACCCAUAUCCAGAUGUGAGAAGAGUAACAUCUCCCCAACAGCCAGGAAGUGCCGAGAGCGGCAUAAGGCAACAGGCAAAGAGGACGACAUCGGGGGACGGACGCACUGGCCAGACUCUGGCCGAGCGCCGCGGCACCCUACCAAAACCUCUGCCAGAGUCCCCAGGUCCAGAUGCUCCAGAUAAAGACGGUCUGUUUCAGCGUCCGGUACACCGCAGCGACGCUCCCAACACUGCCCCUCUGCCAAGCCAGAGUCAGGGCCAGCAGCCGUAUUGGCCACCUCCGCCUGAAGGUGCUUCGUCUGCAGCUGAUGCCUUGAGCCGACUCAAGAUCCGAGAUCCUUCCUCGAUCAAUCGAAUCAGUUCUACCGCUUCGACCUCGACCGUACGAGCCCAGCGGGGAUCUCCACCGCCGCCAGAGACACCUAUCGUAGCCCCUGGCGUCCGGCCGCAGACUGACAUCGAAGCCCGAUAUGCGGCCUCGGGCAUCGCGGGAACUGCGACAUUAAACAGCCUUCAAGCUCAGAGCCUGGCUGCCCAGCAAAGAGCAGCACAUUAUGGCGCACCUCCUCAGCCAGCCCAGCCACAGGCCGGCCAAGCUCCCAGACGGCCUUGGACUCCGACCGAAGACCCAGGCAGCUCCCACCAUCCGGCUCCUACAGUCUAUCAAGGCAUGGAAGAAGCGCGCCCAUUGACUCCUCCUUCGGCCACGACCUCGACACACCGCACCGGACCACUACAGUCCCCCACGCGGGCACCACAUCCCGUAGAAAAUGAGCUAUCGAGGCUGCAGCCUCAUGACGAGCCUCCACCAGCAUAUUCUCAAAUACCAGGCGCGCGAGGUGGGUUGCCGGCUGAGAAGCAGAGACGAAGCAUGGUGGGCGCGGCGCCGGCGCCUGCCCAAGGACCAACAGCGGCAGCGGUGCCGCAGUCGACAAAUUCAAGACCAGGAGCAGUGGUUCCGAACCAGAUGGACCAUCCUGCUUUCGCAAAUGAUCCUCGGCAGGGUACUCAAAGCUCGCAUCAGGCCCAGCAGAUCUUGAACGGCCAGGUACAACACGCGCAACCAGUCAUGCCGCAAACGCCCUCUCAAUUGCCGCCGGCUUCUCCUCCACCACUUCCCGAGGGCUGGAUUGCACACCUGGACCCGAACUCUGGACAAUACUACUACAUACAUCUACCAACGCAAUCCACGCAAUGGGAGUUUCCCAAAGGUCCAACACCUCUCAAUCUCAACGAGACUCCAUUAUCGCCGGUAGCCAGUAUUUACCAGAAUCCGCUCGCUUCGCCCGGCUUGUCCUUUGCUUCGAAACCACUGGCCUCGCCUGGCCUACCGAUGACUCCCGGCUAUGAUCAGCAAAGCGUCAUGGGCAUACCUGGACCAGCAGCCUUUACCGGACCGCCUCCCAGUGCAGGUGUGGACCUGUACAAGGUGGUGGCAACCAACGGCGUGUAUUUUGGUCCCUACCUUCGAUAUGCCAAUAUGGAUAUCGACCGCGGAAUCUGGUUCGGCUCCAUACUCUUGGUCACAGACGCACCCCAGCCGCCUACGAUACACUUGCACCAGAGUGUCGAUCUGUCUCCUAACCCGCGCCAGUUGAAGGCCCACAAGAUCUCGACUCACCAGCGAUGGACAUUCUACAAGUACGACAUCGAUAUCCAGAUGGAAGAGUCUGGACCUGCCAAGUGGACCUAUGCCAUCACCUCGCAUCUAGGCUGUACGAGGUACGAGUUCUUGGUCGCCGGGAAACAUGAGACGAACUGGCGGUUUUUCUGCACCUCUGGAAAUGACUUCUCGAUCAACGUGAGUACCAACGAGCGCGCCCGGCUAGGAGGCGUGGGGUUCAUGUGGAAGGACAUUAUGCAGAAACACGCAGAAUGUGGCGGCUUCCACUGCCAGAUUGGAUUGGGAAGCCAGAUUAGCGCCGAUAGACUGUGGAAGGAGAUCCCUUCUCUGAAACAAUGGUUGGCCACGAGCGGGAAGGAGAAUCGCAAGAACGCAGUAUGGACUGCCGCACACGAGGAGGACGUGACGCACGCAUAUUUCCAUUAUUACACAAGUCACUUUGAUCAGCCCAAUUUGCGCGAGGCUUUUGCCCAGAUACCCCAUAUUUUGACGAUUGAUGACCAUGACAUAUUUGACGGAUUUGGUUCUUACCCAGAGUACAUGCAGUUCAGCAACAUGUUCAAGAACAUCGGACGGAUCGGGAUUGAGAUGUACCUACUGUUCCAACACCAUACGACAUUGGAGCUCCUUCGAGACGUGGCCGACGAUCGAGACCUCUUCACCAUCACCGGCACUGGAUGGCACUUUGUCAAGUUCCUGGGGCCGGCCGUCGCUGUGGUUGGCCCAGAUACUCGGAGUGAGCGAACUUCGCAUCAGGUCAUGGCAGGCCCGACCUACCAGGGCCUUUUCCCGAAAAUUGCCCUGCUGCCUCCGACGAUUCAGCAUUGUCUCCUCCUACUCGCCGUUCCUAUCGUCUAUCCACGCUUGGACGCCGCCGAAUCCAUCGCCCACACCGUGGCUACGGGGAAGAAAGCAGUAACGGGCGCGUACAACGUCCUCGGCAAGGUGACGAGUUCUGUGGCAGGGGUGGUGGGCGCGAAAGGCGCCGUCGGAUCCGGCUUUGACUCGGUGAAACGCGCUGUAGGCAAGUCCGGACUGAUGGGAGGCAUCCUGAGUCCAUUUGGUGACAUUGAUGUCCUCGACGAGUUGAAGGAUCUAUGGACCCAUGAUUCCAAGGAUCUGGAACGGACAUACUUUAUCCGCACGCUUCAGGGGAUUUCUCACCAGCGGUCCAUCCGCGUGACCUUUCUCUCCGGGGCUGUCAACACCUGUGGCGCCGGCUUGGUUCAUGAUCCAUCCCACCCCUCGGACCACAAGACGAUGUAUCAGCUCAUUUCAUGCCCCGUGGUCAACACCCCGGCGCCGGGCUACGUCAUGAAAUUGUUGAACAACAACCGACCUCUCUACAUUCCUGCCAACGGGCAGCGAUCGACGCCUUCCCAGCCGACAGACACGAAGGAGGACAUGAUGGAGAUCUUCACCCACGACGUGACGGGCCAGCCGACCAACAACCGCAAACUGAUGGCGCGGCGCAACUACGUGGCAAUAGUGGUGUAUGACCCUGAAGUCGUCAACGGCACGUUUGGCCAGACGGGCAUGAACAGAGGUUCGGGCAGGUUGAGUUUGGCGGCCGACUUUUUGGUCCAAGGUGAAGGUGCGUAUGGGAAUGUGGUCAAGUACGGUCCCGUUGUGGUUCCCAGCUUGGAGUACGGGCGUUGA